Podarcis raffonei (Aeolian wall lizard) is the source of this 2168-nucleotide messenger RNA. RefSeq names its product platelet derived growth factor subunit B (gene PDGFB). Gene Ontology annotation, biological process: positive regulation of cell migration; positive regulation of cell population proliferation; positive regulation of ERK1 and ERK2 cascade. The coding region runs from base 1046 to 1804 and encodes 252 amino acids. Gene Ontology annotation, cellular component: membrane. Gene Ontology annotation, molecular function: platelet-derived growth factor receptor binding; growth factor activity. The transcript is spliced from 8 exons. The record is from RefSeq and is a predicted model, not a curated record. Lineage: Eukaryota; Metazoa; Chordata; Lepidosauria; Squamata; Lacertidae.
CAUCAUGUUCUCAGGCGCUGAGUAACUGCCGGGUCUAUUUUUACUCUUGUUCAGCAGGCUUCCUUUCCUCAGCGGCUGCUGCGUGAAGAGGUGAAGGACAGGAGAAUGCCAAGAGAGGAGUUCCUGCAAGACCCGUCUCCACCCCUUUCUUGCUCUUCUCUUAUAAAAGAAGGAACAACUGAACUGCUAGCACCUUAUUUUCUCACAGACUAAAAUCCAGAUUCAUGCUAGCUCUCUCCCUGGUGCUGUCUCUCCUCCCACCAGAGCUUACCUUUUUCUUUCUUGCUGCAACAAGAAUACAAGAGAUCAGCAGCAGCAAUUCCAGUCUGGAGACUUAGCAAGACUUAACACACACAGAGGCUGCUUCUCCAGAGCUAUUUCUUCACCUGUCUGCAAACAUAACAACUCAAGCCUCAAACUCUCACCAGACCAAAGCUACCAAUGCUCUUUGGAAAGAAGCCUCCAGCAGAAAUUUAACAGCGAAGAAGAGAUUCAAAUCGAACGGAGCGGGAACUGUUUCAAGAAGUCAAACAAGAAAGAAUGAGGGAAGUUUUUAACCUUUCGAAGCUUAAAAGAUUCUGAAGGAAUACUGCAAAUAAUUUUGCUUUUGUCAGCAGACACUUUUGUCCUUAAAAGAAGACCCUGAUUUCAUGCGGACUGCUAAAUCAAGGGAAAUGUUGAGAGACUUCUUGUAGAAAAGUUAUGGGGUAUGCAAGAGACCAACUCUGGAAGCGCAAGUUUUGAUGGGGACAUUUCCCCCCAUUUUAUUCCUUCUACGUUCAUACCUAUGCUUUCUCUCCCCUAAGGAGGAGGCAGAAAGGUAACCAGUAAUUAUUUUUUUCCUCAGAGCCUUUCAGAGAUAUCUUACCUAAGUAAGAGUGCAUGUUAUUUUUUUGGAGAACAAACGUUUGCACAGGAGAAAUGAGAAAGCACAGGACCCCCUGUGUAUGAUACCACAGACUGUAUCCCUUUCUCACCUCUGUGCCUGAACUCUAGGAACCUUAUUUCUUUUCUUUUCUUAAAAAAAUAACCCACCUCUCCUUCAAUGUGUCUGGAACUUCUGGGAAUUGGAGUCGGCAUGAAUUUCGGAGUGCUCUUCGUGUGUUUCUGCUACCUGCCACUCGUCAGCAGCGAGGGAGACCCCAUCCCUGAAGAGAUAUAUGAAUUGCUGAGUGACAGCUCAUUGCGCUCCAUCAGAGACCUUCAGCAGGUCCUUCGGAUAGACUCCGUAGAAGAAGAUAACUCCACUUCAUACCUGAAUACUACCAGAAUACAUCCUGGUCAAAAUCCUGUUUCUUUUCUCCGAGGAAGACGAAGUCUAGUUGGAGGAGAACCUGUGGAGCCAGCAGUAAUUGCAGAGUGCAAGACACGGACAGAAGUCUUUGAAAUCUCCCGGACCAUGGUGGAUCCCACCAACGCCAACUUCCUGGUGUGGCCGCCAUGCGUGGAAGUGCAGCGGUGCACAGGCUGCUGCAAUACCCGAAACAUGCAGUGCCGCGCCACGCGGGUCCGUGAGCGCCACAUCCAGGUAAAUAAGAUUGAAAUUGUCCGAAAGAAACCAGUCUUUAAUAAAGCCAUUGUGGCCUUGGAAGACCACCUGGAAUGUCGAUGUGAAGCAGUAUCACCCAGAGCGUUCAGCCGGCCAAACUCACGAGAGCAUAGAGCAGGUGGGCCGCCACUGAGCACUCGGGCUUCUCUUCCAGCAAGGGCACGAGCGCACCGGUUGCCACCACAAAAGAGGAAGCAUCGGAAGUUCAAGCAUGUGCACGAUAAGAAGGCCCUGAAAGAAAUCUUCCCAGCAUAGAAGAUGCCGGCCGGCAAAAGUGCAAAUGUCAGGUUUAUUAUUUAAUAUAUUUGCUGUAUUGCCCCCAUGGGGUCCUCAGAGUUUCUCUCCGUCCAUCCGCCUCAAUGCUACUUUUGGACGGCCAAUGGUGCUUCCUGAUCCCUUGCUCGCUGGACGUUCUCCCACCAAAGUUUACCCUUCGACUUCUCACCUAAUUGCAUUUCAGCAUUGUCCCGAAAGGAAGAAACUGGGGUGGGAAAUAAACGGAAGAAAGAAAACACAGCCAUUUGGAUGGACAAUAUACUGCCUGCUGGAGCAAACGCACUGGAAACGGGCAAAGACUUGUGGCCCUGAUCUCCUUUUGAAGGAGGAGGCUUGAUUUCCC